Tachyglossus aculeatus (Australian echidna) is the source of this 3543-nucleotide messenger RNA. It is a transcript of the gene IFT56, whose product is annotated as tetratricopeptide repeat domain 26. Bases 33 to 1697 code for a protein of 554 amino acids. Gene Ontology annotation, molecular function: intraciliary transport particle B binding; protein binding. NCBI's taxonomy places the organism in Eukaryota, Metazoa, Chordata, Mammalia, Monotremata, Tachyglossidae. Gene Ontology annotation, cellular component: ciliary base; intraciliary transport particle B; ciliary basal body. Gene Ontology annotation, biological process: intraciliary anterograde transport; intraciliary transport involved in cilium assembly. The record is from RefSeq and is a predicted model, not a curated record. The transcript is spliced from 18 exons.
AGGAGGCCAGAGGCCAGAGGAGGGGCCGCAGCAUGAUCCUCUCCCGGGCCAAGCCUGCCGUCGGAAGCGACCUCCAGCAGGCGGAUAAGUACAAGAAGAAAGGGAGGAAAAUUCCCAAGCUAGAAGACUUGUUAUUACAAAGGGAUUUCACCGGCGCCAUCACCUUGCUGGAGUUCAAACGUCAUGAGGGAGAGCAAAGUGAGGAUUCUGACCUGUGGAUGGGAUACUUUGCCUUUCACUUGGGAGAUUAUAAACGAGCCUUGGAGGAGUACGAGACUGUGACCAAAGAGGAAAACUGCAAUCCGGACGUUUGGGUCAACCUCGCCUGCACCUAUUUCUUCCUGGGGAUGUACAAGCAGGCGGAAGCAGCCGCGCUGAAAGCUCCUAAAAGCCGACUUCAGACCCGCCUCCUCUUCCACUUGGCUCAUAAGUUCAACGACGAGAAGAAGCUGAUGAGCUUCCACCAGAAUCUCCAGGACAUCACCGAAGAUCAGCUGAGCUUGGCAUCCAUCCACUACAUGCGUUCCCACUACCAGGAGGCCAUCGACAUCUACAAGCGCAUCCUGCUGGAUAACCGGGAAUACCUGGCCCUCAAUGUUUACGUGGCCCUCUGUUACUACAAGCUGGAUUACUACGACGUGUCUCAAGAGGUCCUGGCCGUCUACCUUCAGCAAAUUCCCGACAGCACCAUCGCGCUCAACCUCAAAGCCUGCAACCAUUUCCGACUUUACAACGGCAAGGCCGCCGAGGCCGAACUCAAGAGCCUGAUGGAGAACGCUUCAUCGUCCUUCGAAUUCGCAAAAGAACUAAUCAAGCACAAUCUGGUUGUUUUCCGAGGAGGGGAGAGCGCUCUGCAAAUCCUGCCUCCCCUGGUUGACGUCAUUCCAGAAGCCAGACUAAAUCUAGUGAUUUACUACCUCAGGCAGGAUGACGUACAAGAGGCUUAUAACCUAAUUAAGGAUCUCGAACCUACAACCCCACAGGAAUACAUCCUCAAAGGAGUAGUGAACGCAGCUCUCGGACAGGAAUUGGGCUCGCGGGAUCACCUGAAGAUUGCCCAGCAGUUCUUCCAGCUCGUGGGUGGAUCGGCCAGCGAAUGUGAUACGAUACCGGGGAGACAGUGUAUGGCUUCCUGCUUCUUCCUGCUUAAACAGUUUGACGACGUCUUGAUUUACCUCAAUUCGGUCAAGAGUUAUUUCUACAAUGAUGACACCUUUAACUUUAAUUACGCCCAAGCCAAAGCUGCCACCGGCAAUACUGUUGAGGGAGAGGAGGUGUUCCUCCUGAUCCAGAGUGAGAAGAUGAAGAAUGAUUUCAUUUACGUCAGUUGGCUGGCUCGCUGCUACAUCAUGAAUAAGAAACCCCGGCUGGCCUGGGAGCUCUACCUGAAGAUGGAAACCUCUGGGGAAUCUUUUAACCUCCUCCAGCUCAUUGCAAACGACUGCUAUAAGAUGGGCCAGUUCUACUAUUCGGCCAAAGCCUUUGAUGUGUUGGAGAGAUUGGAUCCCAACCCGGAGUACUGGGAAGGCAAGCGAGGUGCCUGUGUGGGCAUCUUCCAGAUGAUCCUGGCUGGCAGAGAACCCAAAGAAACCCUGCGCGAAGUGCUGCAUCUGCUGAGAAGCACAGGCAACAGCCAGGUGGAGUACAUCAUCCGCAUCAUGAAGAAAUGGGCGAAGGAAAACAGAGUGCCCGUCUGAGAGGGAGCCACCGCCCAAGGAGAUGCCAACCUCCUUGGCAGACUGUAACCAUCCUGUUGCUCUCAAGUGGCUCAAGGCGGGGCGGGGGCCUUCCUCGCCCACUUUUUCCCUCCCGGCAGAUGGGCCCACCUCAGCUCUCUUGGAGCCAGCAGAGCGCUACCCUACGGCCUGGGUCCACUCAUGGUAAAGUGUCUUGUUUUUAGGAAAAAGGCUGAGCUGACUCUUGUCUGAAUCCCCACUAGGCUCCUCUGUCUCCUCCUCAUUGCAGCAAAUUCUGACCCCGUAGACUACCUGAUUCUCAUGGCAGACUACCCACCAGAUCUCGAAUUCCCAAAUGUCUUCCGCGUCCUUCGGCUGUGCCACCCAAACCCGGCAGGGAGGAAACGGCCGUUGAAUAGCUCCUCGAAGGGAGCUUUGGCCUCCAACCUGGCUUUCUCUUCCCACCCAUCACCCAUCUUGCAUUGCCUCUAGCCCCACCACUUAGGCACCCAGUUGCCAGCUCUCGUGCCCAUGACCCGCUUCGUAAAGGACUCCAGGAGUCCGGGCAACCUUCGGCGGAAGAGUGACAAUAGGCUAUGACAGCUCAUCGGCUAUCACAGGUUCCUUCGCUGGCUUACUAAAACAUCGGGGAUAACUCAGUUCUGAAAAAUUGUCUUUAAGGUGAACGACUUCCUGGUUACUGCUCGUGACCACGGUCUCGAUUUUUUUUUAAGUGGUGACCAACCCAAGGACGCCUCAGUGCAGUGUCUCGGGAAAAUACAUUCAGGCAGCUGGAAAACUGGAAGAUUCCGUGGACUACUUUCCCGUGUAAUUAGACCACACUCGCCUCAAUCCUCUUGUUCACUGAAGGCGAGAGACAACAAACAGCCAGGUCCAAACCCGCUAGUCAGAACGUAACCCUGGGCUGGGCCCCCCGCCGUGGCCCCCAGACCCCGCUGAACGGAUGGGCUCCUGAGCUGCGGCCCCCACCCCAGCAGGUAGGCCCAGGAGAUGUACUCCGGGUCUCGUGGUUUCUCCUUCUCCCACCGCAUUCCGGAGUCUCGGCAAGUUCCUGGCAACCUCAUCUCCGACGUUCCCACCACAACAUGCCCGGACUCAAGUCCUCUGAGCCACCCCAUCUGUGCAGGAGAGGGAAGAAAGAGGAGCAGAGGGAGGAAUUCCCCACAGACGCAGGGCUUCCAAAUGUCUCUAGGCCGUGACCCAAGAGGGUCGGAAGCAGGGAUUCCCACUCAGGCCUACCUUUCCGCCGGGCAUGGGGCCACAGAGAAGGGCCGGAGACUACGAAACACAGACCUCAUCUCCUGAGGCUGUGGUGAACCAUAAAGGAGCAACGCAAGAUGGGUGAUGGGUGGGAAGAGAAAGCCAGGUUGGAGGCCAAAGCACCCUUCGAGGAGCUAUUCAACGGCCUUUUCCUCCCUGCCGGGUUUGGGUGUCACAGCCGAAGGAUGGGGAAGACAUUCGGGAACCACCAAUCCAUGGGUGGGAGACAGAAAGCGGGAGCCGGUUCGGGCUGGGACUCGCGGAGACAGAACCAUUUAACCCUGCUUGGGCCUGCCCCUGCCAGGCUAGGACACGUCUCCGCUGCGAAAGGCCUUGAGGCAGAGGGGAACGGUCGCUGCACUGGCUUCCAGUCGGUGGAACCGGGAAGAGAGAGAUUAUUUCCCACACUCAAGAAUUCAGAGUAAGCGCUGCCGUUUGUCACAUCAAAACAUGACUUGUAAAAGGGAACAUCGGCAGGGGGGCGGUUUACUUAUUCUUGUCCUUUUGAGAGCUUGUUUCAUCCUAAGAGUAACUUUAUACUAUGAUCCACUCUAGCUGUUCCAAUUAAAGUUUAUGAUUUGGUUUA